This is a messenger RNA of Astyanax mexicanus (Mexican tetra), 1678 nucleotides long. RefSeq names its product macrophage mannose receptor 1-like. The record is from RefSeq and is a predicted model, not a curated record. Lineage: Eukaryota; Metazoa; Chordata; Actinopteri; Characiformes; Acestrorhamphidae. Bases 176 to 1165 code for a protein of 329 amino acids. The transcript has 6 exons.
AGGAAGAUGCAGAGAUUUGCAUAAGAUAAGACGUCUGGUUUGAUAAGAUCUCAGCAGCCUGGUGAGACUAUCAGAGGAAGAGGAGAUACUGAAGAAGAUCUGAGAAGAGCUCGGGGAUUAGGAGAAGCAGCAGGUCUGGUCCUCAGCCUCCUGUGGAUUACAUUGUUCUUUUAUCAUGAGGCUCAUCAUUCUCUCUCUACUGUAUUUAUCGGGGGUUUUCCCAGGGGUCCUCUCUGCUCCACUUCCUGUUCCUCACCUGUAUUAUCUGAUCAUGACUCCAAUGACCUGGAACAGCGCUCAGUCUUACUGCAGGAAGAACUAUGAAGACCUGGCAACCGUCACCAGCGAUUCUGACUGGACACGGCUGAAGAAAUUAGGAACAAACAGUAAGUUUUUCGCCACCGCCUGGAUCGGACUCUACAAUGAUAUCGACAGCUGGCGCUGGUCCUACAACAGCGCCCCUCUGAAACUGAAGAAGUGGUCUGGAGCAGAGCCCAACAACCUGGGAGGGCAUGAGUCCUGUGGUGCAAUGGACAUGUACGGAUACUGGUGGGACUUAGACUGUGAGCUUCUAAAACCCUUCCUGUGUUACGAUGCAAACUCCACCAAAAGAUUCUUCAGCAUCACUGUUCUGAAGUCGUGGUCGGACGCUCAGGCGUACUGCCGCGAGUUCCACACUGACCUGGCAACCUCCUACAACGAAUCAGAUAACCUGAUACUGAAGAACCUGGUCUCAGGGCAGUGGAGCGCCUGGUUCGGGCUGUUCAGGGACCCGUGGAAGUGGUCGGAUCAGAGCAACGCUUCCUCCAUUAACUGGGCAGUGGGAAGUCCUGAUAACUCAGGAGGAUAUGAGAACUGUGGGAGUGUGACCUACAGUAUCAUCACUGAUGUUCCCUGCAGCGGCUUCCUCCCAUUCUUCUGCCACACUGUUCCACCGAUGACGGUACAAGAUGUAGUGAAACUGAAAGUGAUAUCUGGUCUGAGUGCUGACUCUGGAUUGGAAUCAUCUAUUUUAGCAUUGAUCUGGGAGGAGCUGAAGAAGCAUGGGAUGGCAGACAACACUACGGUGACACUGAGGCUGCAGCCGGACGGGAACGUUUUUCAGAAGGUGGAGGAAAGUGUGAACAGUGAGGACACUGCUGCAAACAAAAUAUGUAAAACUUAAGUGACUUACAUUUUCUACAAGAGCUUUUAUUUAAUCCAUAAUGUAUAAAAUCCAUCCAGUCGAGUAGAAUCCUAUGGGAUAUUUAUCUUACAAAAACAAGCUAAUAUGCUUAGCUUUAUACUGCUUUAUACUGUUUUAUAUAGCACGUCUUUUCUUACUGGGGAAAAUCACAUCUGAAUCCUGAUGAAUAAAAUCUGGGUGAUUUAUCACAAUGUGUGAGAUUAUUAAAAGCCAUAAAUAUCAACAACCUUCAAUACCCCCUUACUCUACAAAUUCAUAUGUGUCUGCAGAUUUUACACACAAUUCAUGUUUAUUUUACUGAAAUUCUAAAGGAAAAUCAUUUACUGUGACUAAGUUUGAAUCUCACAGGUAAUGCUUUUGCUUUUUGAAACUGUAAUUAUGGUUUAGAAUUAUGGUGUGUGAAAGAAUUGUGUAGUUUGGGGUGUAUUUGUACUUUUUUGUCUUUUUAUUGUGUGUAUACGUUUAAUAAAGUUUACUAUGUGUUUAAAUAAA